Molecule: messenger RNA, 926 nt
Organism: Beta vulgaris subsp. vulgaris (sugar beet)
Lineage: Eukaryota; Viridiplantae; Streptophyta; Magnoliopsida; Caryophyllales; Amaranthaceae
Exons: 3
Coding region: 192-632 (146 amino acids)
Cellular component (GO): nucleus
Source: RefSeq, a predicted model, not a curated record
AUAGGUAUAUAGCCUAUAUGCGAGUACCACUCCAAAAACGCUCACGGUGCCGGUGCCCAACUCAUAAGCAAAUUGAAUUCCUUUAGAACCUCUGGAAUCUGGAACCUCUCAUAUGUCAUACGCAAAGCUCGAACUGCAGAAGCUCGUUCCAGGUUAAAUUUUAGUGAGUAUUUGAAGUUGACGAAUCUGAUAUGGAAGAGAAUUCUCCGGCUCUGAACCCGACUUCAGUUGUUGUUACUGGAACAGCUCGAGAAGGAACAGUUGGACCUGCUAUUGGCCAUGUUGACAUUGGUGUAAGCGAAUCUGCUUACUUGUUUAGAGUUGCACUUCCUGGUGUUAGAAAGGACAAUUGUGAUUUGAGCUGUGAGAUUGAACGUGAUGGGAAGGUUCAUCUUCAAGGAGUUAUAACAGGUGGAGAACUAGCUAAAAAGAAUCCUAAAACUGAGUAUCACAUGAAUGUGGCACAGUUGAGCCCACCAGGACCGUUCACCAUAUCUUUCAAGCUGCCUGGUCCUGUUGACCCGAGGUUGUUCUCACCGACUUUCAGGUCAGAUGGUAUUUUGGAAGGUGUUGUGAUGAAAUACAGGGCACCUGGUGUACCACCAUGUGGUAAUCAGUUUGAUCCUGUGUGAGCAGUAGAAUUCCUCCCUAAAUUUCUAAGUAGAUACUGAAUUUGCAUGUAAAGAUUCAUUUUCUUAUAGGUCGCAAGAUUAGCAUAGUCUGAACUUAGUCAGUCCUCGAUAGGUUAGCUGGAUAGUAGUUGGUAGAGUUGCUCAUAAUGUGACAGAGUUGCUGUCUGGUCUUAGGAUUUUAACUUAUCAUCUUCUGAUUGUAUACCACUUAAAACAUGUUGGGCCUUGGCUAAUCUGUUGCAGUUGAUUUUCUCUGUUAGCAAUAUUUGUGAAAUUGAAUCUCGUAUUUUUCUC